AUGAAACGAUUUAACAACAACGGAAAGGCGGUCGGGGGUUCUUCACGCCCAGAUUCGUUCCCGAAUGGUGCAUCGCGCCGUCAACAGCCUGUUGAUCGUCGCAAUUUUGGGAACUCGCAUCAAUCACAGUUGGAAGAUGGGGAGUUCGAAGUUCGUCAACCGGAGGAGUUACAUCUUGAUGACUCGGUGAGUGGUAAGUUGGAUCGUUUAUUGGAUCGCCUCGACAAGUUUGAGGUGUGGAGGGCCGACACAGAUCGCCGCUUCCAAUCUCUGGAACCGGUAAUCUCUCGCGAUGCAGAACCGCCGUCGGUUUUCGAGGAUGGAGAUGAUUGGGGGGAUAAGGGUUUUAGACGUACACGUUAUGGUGACAGGGGAAAUAAUUUUCGAAACCCUAGUGGGGGAUUUCGGGACAGCCAACAGGCAGGGCGGGGAAGCCGCGGAGGCAGGGGCCGUCCGGGGUCUUGCUGGGACCCACCAUGGACUCGUACCUGUUGGGACCCACCUGCCUAUCGAGAGACACCAAGGCAACACCCCUUCAACGAGGAUCACGGGGGAAGACACUCGACGACAUGGGACAGCCCUUGGGGGCGAGGCGAUUCAGGAAGACAAAGUCCGCUGUUGUCGACAGCAACUACUGUGGCUUCACAGCCCCUGUUAGGGUUCAACGGGCGGUCGUCUAGGGCUACGCAUCAGCCGCUAAGUUCUGAGGCGUUGUGGUGGGAUCGUUACGGAUCCGGCGGCGAGGGAGUUCGGGGGAGACGCCCGACAGCAUGGGACAACCCGCCGCAAAGGGUCGACGACCAUACCGGGAGACUGGCGCCAACGUGGGAGACGGCAAGGGGCAGACAUGAGGACGAUCGCUAUUCGGACCCGCCGCGGAGGAUCGACGUGUCGGAACGGCGUGCGGCCAUCGCACAACCACCGGCGCCGGCGGUAGCGUCAAUACCGCGAUUAGGGUUUGGCGACGAUUCUUCAAUUCAUGGGCCACAACAGGCAACCCAACCUGGUGCAUCUUCAGGGGCCAGAUACACGGUCAAGGGCGACGGGGAUCGCGGCAAGCAGCCAUCAGCUUCCGUCGCCAUCGAGGCCCCUUCAUCCUCGACCACUGACCUAUUGCUUCAAGCCAAAGACCUCUCUGUUGUCAUCGCCGAGUCCAAGCAGCCUAUCCUCAAAGAGGUUAAUCUUACCGUCCGCCAUGGAGAGGUUCAUGCUGUGAUGGGGAAGAACGACUCAGGGAAAAGUACAUUUGCAAAGGCCCUUGCUGGUCAUCCAGAUUAUGAGGUUACAGGAGGAAGUGUAAUGUACAAAGGGUUUGAUCUGCGUGAGAUGGAAUCUGAGGAAAGAGCUACUGUUGGAUUAUUUAUGAGCUUUCAAUCAUCAGUUGAAAUUCCAGGUGUAAGCAAUAUUGACUUCUUAAAUAUGGCUUACAAUGCUAGGAGGAGGGAACUUGGAUUACCAGAGCUUGGUCCAAUUGAGUUUUAUGGCUACGUGGCACCUAAGCUUGAGCUCAUCAAUAUGAAGACCGAUUUUUUAAACAGAUAUGUGAAUGAAGGUUUCAGCGGUGGAGAAAAAAGGCGCAAUGACACGUCAUGUUUGAGCACUCUUGGAAGCAUGGACAAGCUUUUCGUUUUGGGAUGGAAUUUUGCCGCCCACAUUGGGUGUCCUUUGUUGUUUAAUGAUGGAGGAGAUGAAGUGAGACGUUUAGUUGUUCGGUGUGUGUUUGAUCCAGGAGGAGAUGUCUCGCCAAAGUCGGCUUUCAACUCUCUUCGUUGCUUCGUGGUUUCCACCUUGAGGACAAGGUGGAUUUUAACCGUGGGGGAGUUGAUACGAUCCUAUAUCUUAUUAUAUCUUUUGAUUCACCAAAUCCUUCCAUAUAUUUGUUAUCUUGGUCAAUAAGUUAGGGUAUAGUAUUUGAGUAUUAUAAAUAGGGAUAAAUGGUUAUUAUUUGCAUUCAUUCAGUAAAUCAAUAAAAUCAUUGUUGGUCCAAUAACGUGUUGAGAAAUUCUCUUUUACUAAGAUCUCGCGCUGCCCGACGGAGAGGAAUUCCCGCGCACAGCCGGUUCUUUGCUACCGCCGAUCCUUCGCUAGGACGCCGGAGAACGGGAUACGACGUAGGGUCGUAUCAUA
Salvia splendens (bonfire salvia) is the source of this 2127-nucleotide messenger RNA. RefSeq lists its product as uncharacterized. Gene Ontology annotation, molecular function: ATP hydrolysis activity; ATP binding. The coding region runs from base 1 to 1896 and encodes 631 amino acids. NCBI's taxonomy places the organism in Eukaryota, Viridiplantae, Streptophyta, Magnoliopsida, Lamiales, Lamiaceae. The record is from RefSeq and is a predicted model, not a curated record. The transcript has a single exon.